CGGCGUCGCGUCACUGCGAUCGCCUCCCGUCCUCCCGUAUUUCGCAAACACCGACGGCUCAACCACCACCCGCACCAUGCGCCCCAGCCCCCUCUCCCCUCCAUGACGCCGCCGCCCCUCCUCCUCACCGCCCACUCCGCCGCCGCGCUCCUCCUCCUCCUCGGCCCCGACGCCCGCGCGCGCAAGCGCAGGCGCCGCGGCGAGGCCGACCCCGACCCGGACGCCGACCCCGCCCCAGCCCCGCAGCAGGCGGCACCCGCGCCCCGGGAGCAGGAGCCGCCGGCGCCGGCGCCCCUGAACCUGCCGCUGCCGCCCACGAGCCCGGACCACUACCCGCUCGCGUUCCGGGUCUCGGCGCCCACCUUCCACUUCCUCUCGGGCCUGCUCGACCCGCUCCUCUCCGACCCCGCCCUCCCGCCGGCCCCGGUGCUCCUCGCGCUCGCGCUCGCGCGCCUCGCGUCGGGCCUGCCCUACCCGGCGCUCGCGGCGCUCUUCCGCGUCCCGCCCGCCGCCCCGCGCGCCGCCUCCCGCCGCCUCCGCCGCGUGCUCCUCGCCAACUUCCGCUUCUGGCUCGCCUUCCCCUCCGACCCCAGCAGCGCCUACUCCGCGCCGCUCCCCUCCUGCCGCGGCGCGCUCUGCUGCGCGCGCUUCGCCGGCCCGGCCGGCCCGCUCGCCGUGCAGCUCGUGGCGGGCGCCUCCUCCCGUGUCCUCUCCCUCGCCGCCGGCUUCCGCGGCGACCGCGCGGACCUCGAGGUGCUCAGGCUCUCGUCCUUGUACCAGGAGGUCGAGCAGGGGAGGGUGCUUGAGCCCGCGCAGUAUCUGGUUGGAGAUGGGGGCGGGUACCCGCUGCUGCCCUGGCUCAUGGUGCCGUUCCGGGGGCCGGUGGUGCCUGGCUCCCCAGAAGCGGCGUUCAACGCUGCACACAGGGCAGUGUGCCGUCCGGUGAGGCGUGCUGUCCGGAGCUUGAUGGGGUGGGGAGCCAUUGCUCGGCUCCACGAGGAGGAGAGCCCUCGUGCAGCAGUGGCGUGCAUUGGGACGUGCGCAAUGCUUCACAAUGUGUUGCUGACUAGGGAAGAUUACUCUGCAUUGGCACCGGAUGAGACGGAGUCGGAGAGUGAUUUGGGGGGAGUGCUGAGCCAGGGAGAAGACGCUGGUGCUGGAUCAGAAGGAUUCGAGGUUGAUGGGCGUGCAUUGGUGUUGCGGAGUGCAUUGGCAGCAACGAUGAGGGACCUACGAGCGCCUGACUAGCAAUGUGCAGGUGGUUGAAUUUUGAGUGGAACAAAUUAUCCAAAUAUGCACAUUGAAUUGGAUCUUCAUUACUGUUCUUUGAGUUAUGCAAGACAUGUCUUCUAGUGACCAUCCUAUGCAACAGAACACCAUUAUUUACUUAUCCACUCUCAUGACUGCUUGUAAGUGGUUAAAUUCUCCAUCCAGUCUGGAGUCAACAAACUCUUGGAGCCACGACUGAUCUUUCCUUGCCAAUUUCAAUUUGAGAACAUCCACAAAGCAUCGAAUGGGCAUUUCCACCUCCUCGCUUUCAACCACCCAACUGGAAACCCGAACCCCUUUCACUAACUCGAGGAGCACUACACCAUAGCUAUAAACAUCGGCCUUUCCAGUGAUUGGAAGAUUUAGAACCCACUAUGGAGCAAUAUACCCUCUAGUCCCUUGCACUCUUGACAACAUCUGAGCUCCUACUCCUCGACUUAGUAGUUUUACAAAUCCAAAAUCUGCAAUUUUUGGCUUGAAUUCUUCAUCUAAUGAUAUGUUCUCUGAUUCGACAUCACAAUGAACAAUCCGUUCAUGGUGGAGGUAGGCCAGUCCUGCUGCUACCCCAAGAGCAAUAUUGUACCUCUGUCUCCACUACAGCACAGAAAUUAAGUUCUGAGAAUCAAACAGAAAUCUGUCUAGUGAACCACUCUCAACAAACUCUGAAGCCAAGAGCUUGUGAGUCUGCUCGGCACAAAACCCCCAAAUUCUCACCGGAUUCAUCUGAUAAAUUCUUCCAAUGACACUGAGCUCAGAUCUGAACUCUUGCUCGAGGAUUCCCUUGUAAACCGUUCCUGAUGCACCACUUCCGAGCUCUUCCAUGAAACACCUGGUCGCGUUCUGUAACUCAUCGUAGCUGAACUUUCGGAACUGGCUAGAAAUUAUCAUGUAUCCUUCGUCCCUAAUCUCUGGCCUACUCUCCCAUUUGUAAAAAAAAUCCAACACCCAACUAUAAUUAAAGUCACUCCAAUGGCGAGCAGUGUCGAUGCAGAAGAUAGGAAGUACCCAAACUUGAACCUGGAAUUGCCUCUCACAAACAUUUGUAAUGAGGGGUAUGGUUCGUUUUCAGUAAUUUUGCAUGCAUGGGUUAGUCCAGCAGCCGAUUCUAGUUAGUACAAUGUUGCCUUUGGAAGUUUCAG
Molecule: messenger RNA, 2408 nt
Organism: Panicum virgatum (switchgrass)
Lineage: Eukaryota; Viridiplantae; Streptophyta; Magnoliopsida; Poales; Poaceae
Product: protein ALP1-like
Exons: 2
Coding region: 103-1248 (381 amino acids)
Source: RefSeq, a predicted model, not a curated record